Messenger RNA from Oryza brachyantha (malo sina), 3008 nucleotides. Its product is annotated as U-box domain-containing protein 33-like. The transcript has 9 exons. The record is from RefSeq and is a predicted model, not a curated record. Gene Ontology annotation, biological process: protein ubiquitination; protein phosphorylation. Lineage: Eukaryota; Viridiplantae; Streptophyta; Magnoliopsida; Poales; Poaceae. Gene Ontology annotation, molecular function: ATP binding; protein kinase activity; ubiquitin-protein transferase activity. The coding region runs from base 108 to 2807 and encodes 899 amino acids.
CAGCUCGGGAUUUGACUUAGAGAGGAGGAGGGAGGAGGGUUGGUUAAUCAGUUGCCACACGGCGGCGCACGCUCGCGCCAUUUUUUUUGCUUCGCCCUCGCCGCGUGAUGGGCUCGAGGGGCGACUCGUGGGAGACGGCGAGCGGCGUCUCCUCCUCCUCCUCCGGACUCCGCGCAACGGCGGCGGCGGCGGAGGAGGAGGAGGGAGAGGAGGAGGAGGAUGCGGCGAUGGCGAACAGGGUGUUCGUGGCGCUCCCGGUGCAGCAGAAGAACGGCAGGUCCACCAUCGCGUGGGUGCUCCGCCACCUCGCGGAGGUGGCCUCCGCGCCCGCCGCCGCGGUCGUGGUGGUGGCGCACGUCCACUCGCCGGCGCAGAUGAUUCCGAUGAGCAUGGGAGGCAAGUUCCAUGCAAGUAAAUUGAGGCCAGAGCAGGUCAGUAAUUACAGAAAAUAUGAAAAGGAGCAGGUGGAGAAGGAUUUGGAUGAGUACCUUGAGCAAUGCACAAGAAUGAAGGUCAAAUGCGAGAAAAUUGUCAUUGAAAAUGAAGACAUUGCUAGUGGGAUUAUAGAGCUUAUUUUGCUGCAUGGUGUGACUAAACUUGUCAUGGGAGCAGCUGCUGACAAGCAAUACUCCAGGAAAAUGAAAUCGCCCAAGUCCAAAACAGCACUUGCAGUCAUGCUUAAAGCAAAUACUUCAUGCAAGAUUUGGUUUGUUUGCAAGGAGCAUCUGAUAUACACUAGAGAGUCUGUUGCUCCUAUUUCUCGAAAAACACAAUCAGCCAGCGCUAUCAGAGGCUCUAUAUCCAAUUUGUCUACAUGGGGAGCAACAACAACUCAAUCUGGAAACAAUGCCGUUAAUGGUUCCAUACAGAGGUCUGUGUCUGAAAAGGUUGUCCCUGCAGCUAGUAGAACAUCACUGCAACUACAUUCUCGAUCAACCCUACAAGAAGCCAUUAGCAGGCUAAACAUGGAGGGCACCUCUGUUGAUUCCUGGGAUAGCAUCCGGAGAGGAAGCUUUCCAAGUUCAUACCGAGCUUCUUUUUCUACUGUGACUGAAGAGGUGUUGAGCGAUUCUAGUUCGUCUGGAAUACCUAGAGAUGACAUCUCAACACUUGCAGGUUCUGAUUUUCCAAACUCAGCACCACAUCAUGAACAGGGCGAUGCAGAUUCAGAUGCUAACCUAUUUGAUAAACUUGAAGAAGCCUUUGCAGAGGUGGAGAAGUAUAGGAAGCAGGCAUAUGAUGAGUCACUAAGAAGACAAAGAACAGAAGAAGACUUGAUCUCGUAUCACCAAAAGGCCAAGAAAUCUGAGGAUUUGUUCUUAAAUGAGGCCAAGCAAAGGAAAGAGUCUGAGAAAACCUUAGCAAAGGCAAAUGUGGAGAUACGAUUAUUGAAGGAAGAAAUGGAUGUACUGAAACACAACCGAGAUGACAUCAAAAGUAAGCUUUCUGAGGUGAGUGAACAGAAAGUGACACUAGAGCAACAGGCCGUAGAGUAUGGAAGCACUGUCAAUGAUCUCAAGGAUACGGUUGCAGCAAGCCAAGCCCUCAUCAAUUCACUGCAACUGGAGUUAGAACAAUUGAAGCAUGAAAGGGACAAUGCACUCAAACAUGUAGAAGAGCUGUGCGCAGAGGGACAAAGUAUGGUAUCGAGCUCAAGCUUAUCAUGGAGCACUGAAUUCUCUUUGUUGGAGCUGCAUCAGGCAACACAGAAUUUCAAUGAUGCAAUGAAAAUUGGAGAAGGUGGGUUUGGGUGUGUCUACAGGGGUCUGCUGCGCAACACAACUGUGGCAAUUAAGAUGCUUCGCUCUCAGAACUUGCAAGGCCAGUCACAGUUUCAGCAAGAGGUUGCUGUUCUUAGUAGAGUGAGGCAUCCAAACCUUGUAACUCUUGUAGGUUAUUGCUCAGAAGCUUCAGGUCUUGUGUACGAGUUCUUACCAAAUGGAAGCCUUGAAGACCAUCUAGCAUGUGAAAACAACACGUCUCCGCUUACAUGGCAGAUCCGUACACGGAUCAUCGGUGAGAUAUGUUCUGCGCUCAUCUUCCUUCACUCUGACAAGCCUCACGCAGUCAUCCAUGGUGAUCUCAAGCCAGCAAACAUUCUCCUUGAUGCAAAUUUUGUCAGUAAGCUUAGUGACUUUGGCAUCUCUUGCCUCCUAAAUAAGUCUAGCACAGUGUCCACGAGCUUCUACCAAACAACGAAUCCAAGGGGAACUUUUGCUUACAUGGACCCUGAAUUUCUUACCACCGGGGAACUAACAGCACGGUCUGACAUAUACUCUUUCGGCAUUAUCAUACUGCGACUAGUGACUGGGAAGCCAGCUUUAGGCAUUGCAAGGGAGGUGGAGGAUGCACUUGAUAAGGGUGUGCUGAAGUCACUUGUUGACCGAUCUGCUGGAGAUUGGCCGUUUGUGCAGGCUGAGAAGCUGAUGCUUCUUGGUCUGCAGUGUGCAGAACUUAGCAGGAGGAGGCGCCCUGAUCGUAUGAAUCAUGUGUGGAGCGUGGUUGAACCCCUUGUAAAAUCUGCUUCUGUGCCAGUAGAACCACAAUCCUCUGGACACUGGUUGGAUAUGAACCACACGCCGUUCUACUUCAUAUGCCCAAUUUCUCAGGAGGUCAUGAGGAAUCCUCAAAUUGCAGCAGAUGGGUUCACUUAUGAAGCAGAGGCCAUCAAAGGGUGGCUCGACAGCGGGCACAACACUUCUCCGAUGACAAAAUCAAUUCUGGAACACCAUCGACUGAUCCCCAAUCUUGCGCUCCGUUCUGCCAUUGAGGAAUUCAUGCAGCAGCAGCAGAGAUCACCAUCGUAGAUUAGUUAGUUAGCUUGAUUGUUCUUAGUAGCAUCAUAACUUGUAAAGUUGAUAGACCAUUCUUUGUUCAGAAGUAUGCUCGUGUCGUGUAGCUGUUUUGUUUCGUGAGCUGCAACUUGCAAUGAAAUUGUGCAUGCUCAUGACUAGAGUGAUAAGCAAAUGUUUGACGUCAGAUUUUUGCUUGAACAGAAUUGGUUCAAA